GUCCUGCGCUUGGAGCGGCUGCCGAACCGGACCGCGCCAGGUUGACCCCCUCGGGGUGGUUGUCGUUAACGUUCGUGUUGCCGCCGCUGCCGCCAACGUUGUCAUGCCGCUCUUCGCCCCCAACCCCUUCGAGCAGGAUGUGGAAAAGGCUACUAAUGAGUGCAACACGGUUGAAGAUUGGGCAGUUAUUAUGGAUAUUUGUGACAAGGUUGGAAGCACUCCUAAUGGAGCAAAAGACUGCCUCAAAGCCAUUUUAAAGAGAAUAAAUCAUAAAGUACCCCAUGUUGCACUGCAGGCACUAACUCUUUUGGGAGCCUGUGUAUCAAACUGUGGAAAGAUUUUCCAUUUAGAAAUCUGCUCACGUGAUUUUGCCAGUGAAGUGCGUGUCAUAAUAAACAAGGCACAUCCUAAGGUAUGUGACAAAUUAAAAGCUUUAAUGGUAGAAUGGUCAGAAGAAUUUCAGAAAGACCCACAAUUCAGCUUAAUAUCAGCCACCAUUAAAUCUCUUAAGGAAGAAGGAGUUGUAUUUCCUACAACUGGGUCACAGAGUCCCUCAGCUGCUGCCAAGAAUGGUGCAUCAUCAAGCAAAAACAAAGAAGAAGAAGAUAUAGCUAAAGCUAUUGAAUUAUCUUUGCAAGAACAGAAGCAGCAGCAACAAACUGAGACAAAAUCUUUGUACCCAUCUGUAGACAUUCAGCAUAGCAAUCAAAAACACUCAAGAAAAGUGCGCGCCUUGUAUGACUUUGAGGCAGUCGAGGAUAAUGAGCUUACCUUUAAGAGUGGUGAUAUUAUUGUUGUUUUGGAUGACAGUGAUGCCAAUUGGUGGAAAGGAGAAAAUCACAGAGGAAUUGGAUUGUUCCCUUCUAACUUUGUGACCCCUAACUUAAAUGAUGAGCCUGAGACAGUGCCUGUAGACAAGGAUGCUUCUGAAGACACAACUGAAAUUACAAAACCUGAGCCGGAGCCAGUGUACAUAGAUGAGAAUAAGAUGGAUAAGACACUGCAGUUACUUCAGAGCAUAGAUCCAACAGAUCCUAAAUCUGAUUCUCCUGAUCUUCUGGAUUUAGAAGAUGUCUGUCAACAGAUGGGUCCCAUGAUAGAUGAAAAGCUAGAAGAAAUUGAUAGGAAGCAUUCAGAAUUGUCUGAACUAAAUGUGAAAGUGAUGGAAGCUUUGGAACUCUACAAUAAACUAAUGAAUGAAGCUCCUAUGUAUUCUGCCUACUCCAAGAUGCACUCCACGGCACAGUAUGCACCGACAUCAGCCAGUGUUCCAGUGCAGUCAUAUCCCAUCCAUCCUCACGGUGGGAAUUAUGUGGUCCACGGUAUGCCUCAAGGCUACAAUCCAGGAAGUGAUCAGAUUGGUCCACUGAGGUCUUUGCCUCCAAACGUGAAUCCUUCAGUAACCUCUCAGCCCGCUCCGACCUACAUGAGCCCUGGUCUAGAUUCUGUGUCCAGUUCUACUUACAUGAACCAGAAUUCUUGCCUCCCGCCCGCUGGUCCUGUUUCUUAUGCCCAGCCGAUGGGCAUGCCCGUGGAUAUGCUAGCCUACCAGAACACUGCAUCCAGUUUGCCUCAAGGUCCGUGCUAUCCAGCAGUUCCCGCUCAUUCACUUCCACAGCAGCAAACAAAUUAUCAUCAGCAACCUCUCCUGUGAAAAUGCCGAGUCGGAGCCUGGGAACCGUUUUAGAUGUUGCUGACCCGUAAUCUUUUAAAUUGUCCUUCCAUUGAUUUAAAAGGAUGCUUCUGCUGAAGGGAACAGACAACUAAGCAAUUUCAAAGUAAAUGUUAAUUCAGGCUUAACUGUUUUCUGCAUAGCUGUUUAAACUAGGUGAUCUGCAGUUGUGUUUAAAAGAAAAAGCAAAAAGCUUUCCAAUCCUGACUUCUGUAAUAUUCUGUGUCUCCUCGCUAUUUAUAAAAAUGCCACUUCAAUUUUUUCCCCUUGUUAAGAGAAGCUUGAAAACAAAGCUGAUAUAUGCAACUCCUCCUGUUAGUUCUUUCCAGACUUUGGGAACAUGGUAAUUGUUUUUUAAUGGAAGCCUUACAUUUGAAGUGCUUUCUUUGAAACUUGGUUUAAUCAGUUAGUUUGGAUUUUGGUUUGCACCCUUUUGAGAUCAUAAUCUUAACAAGAUCGCCUUUUAAGUUAUACAGUAAAGUUGUUAUGAACUUGAGAAGAAAACUUACACACACAC
Molecule: messenger RNA, 2189 nt
Organism: Protobothrops mucrosquamatus (brown spotted pit viper)
Lineage: Eukaryota; Metazoa; Chordata; Lepidosauria; Squamata; Viperidae
Gene: STAM2
Product: signal transducing adaptor molecule 2
Exons: 14
Coding region: 104-1654 (516 amino acids)
Biological process (GO): signal transduction
Cellular component (GO): endocytic vesicle
Molecular function (GO): ubiquitin binding; phosphatidylinositol binding
Source: RefSeq, a predicted model, not a curated record